Messenger RNA from Cordyceps fumosorosea ARSEF 2679, 1917 nucleotides. Its product is annotated as glycosyl transferase group 1. Gene Ontology annotation, molecular function: glycosyltransferase activity. The record is from RefSeq and is a predicted model, not a curated record. NCBI's taxonomy places the organism in Eukaryota, Fungi, Ascomycota, Sordariomycetes, Hypocreales, Cordycipitaceae. The transcript has 8 exons. The coding region runs from base 1 to 1917 and encodes 638 amino acids.
AUGAAUUGCACUGAACUCUUCAUCGGAAUUUCCGCCGUGCGUACGGAUCGCGGUUGUGAUGUCGCUAUAGCGAUUCGCGAUGCAGUAUAUCUCAUAGAUAUUAUCACCUGGUCGAGUGCCGGAGGCAACGCGGAUGCGAUUGUCGGCGAGAUUAUCGGGACCCUGCGUAUGUACAACCAGAAACAUAACACCAAGAUUCUUGGCGCUGGAAUCCCUCUGCUCGUUUCUCAAAACCAUCUUCUUCUCAGCUCACGUCUGUGGCGCGAACUCGACAUUGUGCCAUUCGUGAUUCCUCGUCGUUCCGACAGGUGGAGCAGCAAGAACAAUGACGAACAGGCCGAGUCCAUGGCUCGAAAAUGCAUCACAUACUUUGGCCCUUCGGCCACCCCGGCGCUGCAGGUAGGCUGGCACGGCGAGGUGGACGUCACCGCUGGGGGACGCAUCUGUCUCAGCGCCCUCGAAGAUUACCGCAAGAUUUGCUCCGAGAUGUCCUGGGAGACUCUGAAAUUCUACGCGGACAAGCUGAAAGUCAACGGUACCAAGGUGGCAUUCUUCAGCGCCACACCGCAAGGGGGAGGCGUUGCCCUCAUGAGGCACGCACUCAUUCGCCUCGCAGCCCUGGUUGGCCUGGAUGUCAAGUGGUAUGUCCCCAAGCCCCGAGCAAAUGUCUUUCGCAUCACCAAGAAUAUGCACAACGUCUUGCAAGGUGUGGCUGCGCCGGACCAGCACAUCCCUCCUGAGGAUCUGGCUGCCGUGAUCCAAUGGGACAGGGACAAUGCGAAGUUGUACUGGUCCGAUGAAGGAGGCCCUCUGCAAUCUCCGGAGGAUGGCGGUGCCGAUGUAAUUAUCGUUGAUGACCCUCAAAUGAUUGCUCUAGUCCCUAUUGCCAAGAAGGCAUGCAAGGAACGUCCCGUGCUUUUCCGCUUGCACAUUCAGGUCAGAAGCGAUCUCGUUGCUACGCCCGGGACUCCUCAGGCGGGGGUCUGGGACUUCAUCUGGAGUCACAUCCGAGAGGCAGAUGCGUUUAUUACCCACCCGAUCUCGACAUUUGCGCCGCAGGAUGUCCCGCGAGAGAAACUGUUCUACCUGCCUGCAACGAGUGAUUGGCUCGACGGAUUGAACAAGGGCUUGAGUGACUGGGAUACUCGUUACUACAUGCACAAGUAUAAUACCCAGUGCUAUGCACAAGGCAUGGCAGGUCUGGACUGGCCUCUUGAUAAUCGCAAAUACGUGAUCCAAGUAGCCCGCUUCGACCCUUCGAAAGGGAUCCCGAUAGUUAUUGACGCGUAUGCCGAGUCCCGCCGGUUGUUCACCGACAAGCGAUCGAAGCCGCCGCAGCUCGUGCUCUGCGGAAAUGGAUCGAUUGACGACCCCGAUGGCACGACCGUCUACAGCGAGGCCGUGCACAAGAUCAAGACGGAGUACCCGAGCCUCGAGGGGGACAUUAGCGUCAUGCGCCUCGCGGCCGGUGACCAGCUCCUCAACGUGCUCCUGGCCAACGCCCACGUGGUCCUGCAACUAUCGACGGUGGAGGGCUUCGAGGUGAAGGUGACGGAGGCGCUCCAUGCCGGGCGCCCCGUCAUCGGAUCCCGCGUCGGCGGGAUACCGCUGCAGAUCGAGCAUGGGCUGAACGGAUACCUCGUCGAGCCUGGUGACUGGAAGACGGCCGGGGCGCGUCUCGCGGCGCUCUUGGCGGAUGACAAGCUUCACGCUGAAAUGGGCGCCGCGGCCAGGGCUAACAUCAGUGACGAGGUGAGCACUGUUGGGAAUGCGAUUGCCUGGUGCUUUCUGGCAAGCGGCUUCACAAGCGGCCAGCAGCAUGGCAAUGGACAAUGGGUGAGCGACCUUGCGAGAGAGGCGGCUGGCAAGCCUUAUGAAAAGGGUGAGAAUCGUUUGCCUCGUAGCCUGGCCGCCUAG